Messenger RNA from Micromonas pusilla CCMP1545, 324 nucleotides. RefSeq lists its product as uncharacterized. Gene Ontology annotation, cellular component: mitochondrial matrix. The transcript is spliced from 3 exons. The record is from RefSeq and is a predicted model, not a curated record. Gene Ontology annotation, molecular function: protein folding chaperone; metal ion binding; protein-folding chaperone binding. NCBI's taxonomy places the organism in Eukaryota, Viridiplantae, Chlorophyta, Mamiellophyceae, Mamiellales, Mamiellaceae. The coding region runs from base 1 to 324 and encodes 107 amino acids.
AUGUCAAAACGACUCAUCCCCCUGCUCGAUCGCGUCCUCGUCGAGAAGAUCGUCGCGCCGACGAAGAGCGUCGGCGGCAUCCUCCUCCCCGAGACCGCGGUGUCGAAGGCGCGUAACAUUAACGAAGGGAAGGUGCUCGCGGUGGGGCCGGGCCGGCGCGCCGGGAACACCGCGGAGCUGAUCCCGAUGGGAGUCAAGGUUGGCGACAAAGUGCUCUUGCCGGACUACGGCGGCACCGAGGUGAAGCUCAGUUCGAAGGACGGCGCGAAGGAGACGUUCCUGUACACGGACAGCGAGAUCUUGGGCAUCGUGAGCGACCAGUGA